Messenger RNA from Loa loa (African eye worm), 333 nucleotides. RefSeq lists its product as hypothetical. NCBI's taxonomy places the organism in Eukaryota, Metazoa, Nematoda, Chromadorea, Rhabditida, Onchocercidae. Bases 1 to 333 code for a protein of 110 amino acids. The record is from RefSeq and is a predicted model, not a curated record. The transcript has 2 exons.
AUGAAAUUGAAAUCAAAAGAAGAGAUAAAGGAAAUUGAUCUAAACAUUAAUUGGUUCAAAUUUAUAUAUGGCCAAUCAGAGGCAGCCUCUAAGGGCUGUGCGCCAGAGUAUCACUCGGACUUGAACAUUGGAAGAUUUCUCGAGCGCAAGGGAAAGGCGGCGGGAAGGAGAGAGGGGUGGAGUAGGCUUCUCCCGCGACUCCGCAGGCAGAAAAAACUUGCUGAAGACCUCCAGAUGCCCAGUCGAGUGUUAAUACUGAUAAGAAGUGUAAAUGACUCUUGGGUCGAAUAUAAUCAACGUCGGCCCUUUCUAAUAUGCUAUGCUUUUGGUUAA